Messenger RNA from Purpureocillium lilacinum, 1017 nucleotides. RefSeq lists its product as uncharacterized. The record is from RefSeq and is a predicted model, not a curated record. NCBI's taxonomy places the organism in Eukaryota, Fungi, Ascomycota, Sordariomycetes, Hypocreales, Ophiocordycipitaceae.
AUGGGCUCCCUUCGUCAGCUCGCCGAGGCCUUUGCGCCUUUGCUCGUCUCCCUCCUCACCUCGACGACAUGCGCCGCCGUGAUCGCAGAGCGCUCGGUCGCUGAGCUCGCCGACGACCAGGCCCUCGCCGCGCGCGCCGUCCCCAAGUCGGCCUACUUCAAGCUCAACGAGCCGUCGCACGACCUCUUCCGCCACAAGACGCUCAAGGACGACACCGUGCAGCAGAGCUUCGCCUUCGACCAGAAGAACCGCCGCCUCUUUGUCGCCCAGCGCAAGAAUGGCACGCCCAGCGAGAAGGGCGACCUCUGCAUCACGCAGCUAGACUUCUCCGGCAAGUACAUCUCGCACAUGUACGUUCUGGGGUCUGGACACGGCGUCGCCAUCGGCGCCGAGUCCGUUGGCUCUGACACGUACCUGUGGACCGAGGCCAACUGCAAGAGCAACGGCUAUGGCGAGCGGCUGGCUCGCUUCAAGUGGACCAAGGGCAAGACGGUCAACGUGGGCAGCGGCUCAAACGCCGUCACCAAGUUCAAGCCCUUCCCCUCCUCCACCAACAUCAUCUGCAACAUCAACGGCCUCGACCAGUCGCUCGUCUGCCGCUACAGCUGCAAGCAGGGCAAGUGCCUGGCCGGCUUCGCCAUCGACAAGGCCAGGAAGGGCGACUUCUCGACUCCGCUUUACAACGUGCCCCAGCCGGCGCUCAAGGGGCGGUCCGAUGUCUUCCAGGGCUACGUCGCCUACGGGUCUUACGUCUACAUGCUCAGCGGCACGUCCAACGACAUCAACAAGGGCAAGCUGGACUCGGAGGUGACGAGCGUUGACGUCAACACCGGCAAGAUCCAGCAGGGUCCUGUGUUCACGGAAGCGGGCAAGUCGCUUGUGUUCAGGGAGCCGGAGGGCAUGGGCGUCUACACGACUGCGGCCGGCGAGCCGCGCCUGUUCCUCGGAUUUGCGUCCGGUAAGGCUGGCGAUCGCCGCUGCAACCUGUUUUACAAGAACGUCCUGGUCAAGCCUUGA